Molecule: messenger RNA, 3991 nt
Organism: Thunnus maccoyii (southern bluefin tuna)
Lineage: Eukaryota; Metazoa; Chordata; Actinopteri; Scombriformes; Scombridae
Product: kinesin-like protein KIN-14E
Exons: 14
Coding region: 1507-3843 (778 amino acids)
Biological process (GO): microtubule-based movement
Molecular function (GO): microtubule binding; microtubule motor activity; ATP binding
Source: RefSeq, a predicted model, not a curated record
CCCCUCAAGGACCCCUGUGGGUCCCUGGACCCCACUUUGAGAACCACUGCUUCAAAGCAUCAAACUCAAGCAGACUGUGAUAAAUAGGUAAAUAAAGUUUAGACCUUUUUCAGUGUAAAUAACAGAAACCAAGCUGCCUCUGAUGUUCAUACAGUAAAUAUACAGUAAAAAUGUCUCACUGCACUGUUUUAAACCUGAUAAAUAUACAGAUGCUGCCCUCCAGUGAGCAGCUGAAGCAGUGCACACGGAGGAAAUUUUGUUUUUAAAUUCAGGCUCUUUAAAGGCACAGCUUGUAUUUGUCCACCAUGUAAAUUAAAGAUAUUUUAGUGUUGCUCCCUGUAUUAAAAAAAAAACCUGCAGAUGAAUUUGGAGAGAUGGCAUUUGUUUGAUAACCAUAACAGAUUUUCAGAGGAUUUUACCUCCUUUUUUGGGCUGAUCUGAAUCUUUCAGGAAGGCCAGGAGGCCCACACCAAGGAUAAUACAUGAUGUCAGAACAACAUGCGGUUGAAAUUGUGUCUUUUAAGACAUAAAAAGGAUAUAAAUGAUUUCUGAGCUGAUAUUGAUCCUGGUGGACUCUCUUUCCCUCAUACCAGUACAAAACAUCUAAAUAUGCAGGACAUUUAAGGCAUCACCGUGGGCUCUAAGAGGCAUUUUAAUAAGCAUUUUUCAUUAAUUUGAUAUUUUAGAGACAAAACUUUAGUGGCCCAGAGGUGCAAAACACGACGACAUUGUUGUGUUUCCUGGAAUGCUGUGUUUUUCACCUCAAAGCCACCGUAUAAACGAUUAAUCAGUAAUGAAAAUAAUUAUUAGUUGCAGGCCUGCUUGUCUUCAUUAAAAAUGAGUUAUGAACAUGAAACCUUGCUAAAAUUAUUAUUAGUUUGAUCGAGUAGAGUCUACUCUGUACACAAACAAAAAAACACCCCUAUUAAACAUUAAUUUAACUCGGACCAAAAUAUAUUAAUUAAAGCACAAAUAUUAGAACAAAAACACCGGCAUGACGUCACUUUCACCACAUGAGAAACACCUGUUUGAUCACACCUGUCCGUUAACAUCUCUACCGGAUGUUAAGUAGGUUUAUCAUUUUGGUAUAAUUCAUCUAUUUUCCCGGAUAUUGACUCGUUGUGGCGGCAGACAUGCUGAGUUGUUUGGUGGUGUCACGCGGACAGGUGUGUCAGCAGGUCAUCGUUACACAUGAAGUUCUGAAUCGAGGGCAACAGGACUUGGUUGAAGAUGAUUUGAAGACGUGUCGCCUCUCAUCUGAGCGGCUUCUUCAGGUCUAACUGACUGUUUGGGAGUCUCAGGUAUUCAGCUAUCAAGGUGAGACCGCUUGGUUCGUCAGUCUCCUGGCUGUUGUAUCGACAGUCGUUAACAUGUCGCUGGAGUCACCUGAGAUGUGUCAGAUUGCACCUGUUCUCAUCUGUCUCUCCGCUGACAUCACUGCUGGUUCUUUCUGCUCCUGCCUUCCUCUUCCUCUCUCCGGCUGUGUUCGUCUGUCUGGAUGUCGGGAUGGGCAGCGGAGCGUCCGUCAGUGAAGUAUCCCAACCGGAGAGGCUGGAAGGCGGUGUGAAGGCUGAGUCUGACCCGCCUCGAGCCUCCACACCGGCGGGACGGAGCGACGACACCCUGCAGGCAGAUGAAGAAGCAGUGAAGCCUGACAGUCAGACUGUGGACAUCCAGUCUCUAAAGAGUGAAGAGUUCAACACUCAAAGGAAGGAAGAAGAAGAAACAACACAAACAGUAAUGAAUACAGCAGUGAAUGAAACUGUGGACGAAGGUGAAGAAGUGUCUCUGGAUUUUGAGACUUUCCUCCACAACAACGGAACGCUCUACAGCUGCUUCAACCAUCACGGAAACAGAGUUUAUGUUGAUGAGUCGCAGAAGCUCCAGCCCUUUCCGAAGGAGUGGCACAGUCUGGGACGCUUCAUCACCCCCAACAAUGAGAGCUCCGGUCAGCCGCAGACUCAGACCAGCAGCCAGCCGGCAGUCAGGGAGGACGACCGCAUCGGCAGCAUCUACAUCCAAGGCAAAGGGACCGUUAUCACCUACAUGUUUGAGGAGAGGGUGAAUAUCUGCAGGUUCUGGGAUCUCCAGGCGGGCGUCUGGCUGCUGUUGCCGCUGCAGUGGGAGAUGAACGUUGAGUUCGUCCAAGCCCGAGUCCAACGAGUCAUGUCUGCCCUGCCAGGCCUGGUGGACCAGAAGGAGAUCACUGCAGCGCUCAGACAGUGUAACUACGACCCUGAAGAAGUCAUCUCCGUCUAUCUCACCAUGUUCGGAGAAAUCCUCCUGCAGGCUUCUCCCAGCGCCGAUCACAACUACACCGACCUCAACUCCUUCAGAGCCCUCCUGGAGAGGGACCGGGUCAUUGAGGAUCUGAAGCAGAAGCUCCAGACCAAAGAGAAGGAGGUGGACAAUCUCUUCCAGAAGAACAGCUACCUUGCGAGGGAGGUCCGUUACCUGAAUGACGUCAUCCAGCACCUGAACCAGAAGCUGGCUGAACUGGAGGCCGACAAGCAGGAGGCACGAGAGAAGAUCCGAUCCCUCCUGAGCCGCCGGGCUCCUGCUGUCCCGCCUGCGAAAACCAUCACCAAGCCCACCGUGGACCCGGGCCAACUCCGCCAGGUGAGCCGACUGACCCGUGAGCUGAACGUCUCCAACAAGCAGCUUCGAUCCACAGUUCACCAGGCGCUGACCGACAUGAAGAACCAGCUGGAGCAGCUGAAGGACGGCGUGGGGAAAGUGGCCCAGGUGGAGCAGGAGGCAGCUGGGGAAGUGGAAGAACUGCGAUCCCUCUACAGGAAGGAAGCGGUGGAGAGGAAGAGUCUGUACAACAAACUGCUGGAGCUGCAGGGAAACAUCCGCGUGUUCUGCCGCUGCAGGAAGAGCUCAGCAUCCAGCUCCUGCCUGGAGAAAACGGACGACCAGGAGGUGGUGGUCGUCCAGAAGGGAAGCAAGAAGAAGUUCCAGUUUGACAAGGUCUACCCUCCCAGUAGCACACAGGAGGAGGUGUUCGCAGGAACUCUGCCGGUGAUUACUUCCUGCGUCGACGGAUAUAAUGUCUGUAUUCUGGCCUACGGACAAACUGGCUCCGGGAAGACGUACACCAUGAUGGGCAGCAAAGGGAACCCUGGAGUCAACAUCAGGUCUAUACGAGAACUGCUUCGCAUUUGUGCAGAAAAAGAGAAGGUGUCUUACACUCUGAAGAUUUCCAUGUUGGAGAUUUAUAAUGACAGCCUGAACGACCUGUUGGCCAAAAGCCCCGGCGCCGCGCUGGACAUCCGAGUCCAGGGGAAGUCCGUGUCUGUCCCAGGUCUGACCCGGGUCCAAGUCCAGACCGAGUCCGACAUCCUCAACGUCAUGGAGACAGGAGAAAAGAACAGAAAGAUCGCCUCAACCAAGAUGAACAUACAGAGUUCCCGUUCUCACCUGGUGGUGGCGUUGGAGGUGGAGGGUUCAGACGAGGUGUCAGGACUGAUGUCUCGUGGUACAUUGACCUUGUGUGACCUCGCCGGAUCCGAGCGGAUCUCCAGAACCGAAGCUGAGGGUCAGAGGCUGGUGGAGGCGGCGGCCAUCAACAAGUCGCUGACGGCGCUGGGACAGGUGUUCAGCGCCCUGAAGUGUAACGCCCUUCACAUCCCGUUCAGAAACUCUAAACUCACCCACCUCCUGCAGCCCUGCCUCAGCGGAGACGCAAAGUGCUGCGUGUUUGUGAACGUGAGUCCAGACACGAAGGACGUGGUGGAAACUCUGAGCACGCUGCAGUUCGGUUCAACCAUACGACAGGUUUCACUCGGCAAAGCGACACAGAACAUCGUACCGGCUAAAAACAACAAGACUGUCAAGUAGACGACAAACUGAUAUUUAUUUAACAAAACUAUUGGAAGAUGCUGUUUGCUCUUUAAUCUUCUGUGUGAUGUGUCACAGCUCAGGGAUUUAGCACUGCUUUUAUAUACAUAUGUACAUUUUAGACAGAGGACAGAUUACAGGAAGUGAG